CCGGCGUCCAUCUUCUUCUUCUCUCCGUAAAGGUACUGACGCUACUUAGUUUUCAUCGACAACGUUGCAUAUAUUCGGUCGUGUAAACACGUGAAUUUAUUGCAUUGUCAACGUUCAUUGAGAAGGAUAAGUUGAAAAGGAUGGCAGACGCACCGGCACCUGCGGUACGGGGAGGCUUUCGAGGACGCGGAGGUGGACCACCUCGCGGUGGACGCGGUGGCUUUGAUCGUGGACGGGGUGGACCACCACGCGGUGGAAUGAUGCGUGGACGUGGUGGACCAGGUAUGAGAGGGGGGCCACCAAGUAUGCGAGGCAGAGGAGGUCCACCAUCUAGGGGCCGAGGAGGUUUCCCUGGAGCUGGAGGACCACCCGACACAGCUGGUAUGGGUGCACCAAGAGGUAGGGGAGGAGCUGGAGGAGCAGGAGGAGGAGGAGGAGGUGGUGGAGGCGGCGGUGGUGGUGGCGGCAGCGGCAGCGGCGGUGGUGGUGGUGGUUUCAGAGGUAGAGGUCGUGGUGACUUUGGUCGAGGCGGAGCAAGUAGCUUUAGAGGCAGAGGUGGCCCUAGUGGUGACAGAGGUAGAGGAAGAGGUGGACCUCCGCGUCCAGGCGGCGGUCGUGGUGGCUUCGAUCGUGGCGGUCGAGGUGCCGGAGUUGGUCGAGGUGGUCCUGGACAGAAACGUGGUGCAGGACCACCUGGUGCUGGUGGACCACCGAAGAGGCCGAGGUUCGACGCACCACCAGCACCGCCAUCUAAUGGUUACGUCUCCCAACCACCAGCUCCAGGUUAUGGUGCAGCAGGCAAUGGUUAUGCAGCACCAGCACCACCAGCUGGUGGUUAUGGUGGUGGUGGUGGGUAUGCUCAACAGGGUUACCCCCAAGGAUACCAAAGCUAUGAAAGUUAUCAGCAACCACCCGAAUAUGCACAGUCAGCGGGCUACGCAACAGCAGCACCACCAGACAAUCGAUAUGGUGCCCCACCAGUGGCUAAUUCUGGCUAUGCAGAUCCUUAUGGAUACAAAGCCCCAGCUGCAGCACCUUAUCAACAAGAGGCAGUGGACAGCGGUUACUAUAAUUAUUCUUCAGGUUAUGACUAUCAAGGCCAAUCUGCUAACUACACUCCUAUGAACUAUGGAAGCAAUUAAUAGCAAACCGCAAUUACAUGAUUAUGCGGGCCAAGAAGAUGUUUACGGAAGCCAAGACUAUGGUAAGUACCGAUAUUGAAAUGAAGAAAACGCAUAACUUCGCUCCAACCCUUCUCUUUACACUGUAGUGUGUAAUUCUGCCCCGGAACUGUUGCACUCAGUUGUGCUCUUAAAAAAAAAACAGUAAUGAAGUUCAAUAGAAAUGACGCGGAAUUGCUUGCCACAGUGUUAAUUCUUUGAAGAGUUUUUAAUUAAGUUCUUGUUAGGCACAUUUGUGUGAAAUAGAUCUCCUAAAUAAUUAUUGACUCAAAAAAGAAGUAGAAGAUAAUAUUGGGUUCAUUUCUGAGAAUUAGUUUUAUUAGUGUUUUAUAUGAAGUCUUGAGUCUAAAAGAAAGUAUAAACUGGCACGAUGUAAAAUAAUAAUUUUUAUGAAAUAGUAUUAUAACAAAACAAAUGCUAUGUGAAAAAUAGAUGUAGUGAAACUUUGAUUGUUUACUUUCAGUAAAUUUUUAUAACCAACAUGACUUAUUACUAUAAUAAAAUAAUAAAAAGCUGAGUAUGUAAAAUUUACGUACAAGAUAACUAAAAAUCAAGCGUGCGUGCGAAAAUUGACGAAAAAUUACUAACCAUCCAUUUAUUUCACGAAGAAAAAUCUUUUAAAAAUUUUUAAUAUUACGUCUGCUUUAUCAAAGAUAUUUUUAUGACUACAAAUCACAAGAUUACAAAUUAUUUAUAUUUGGUUUAGGAUGAAAAUAGAAAGAAACCAAAUAUGAGACAAUGUCAUAAAUAUAAAUUAUUGAGAUGCUGUGAGGCAUGAAUUGGCAUAUCUACAAAAUAAUUAUUUUAAAGCACUUAAUAAUUUAUUAAUAUCUUUUAAUAAAUAUUAAUUAUUACUAAUAAAUAUUAUUAAUAAAGAAAAUACGAUCUACGAUUACAUAUACAUAUUUUCUAUCACGUGAAAAAAUUUUUUUAUUUCAAACUUUUUUAGACUUCCAAUACAAAUAAUCUUUUAUUUUUUAUUCGCCUUAGUUGAUUAUUUAUAAUUUCAAACUUUUUCAUGUGUAAAUACAUAUUAGGAGAAAAUAAUGUUUCAGAAACAUAAAAAAACUUCUUUCUUAAUAUUUUGUCUUGCAAAUAGGUUUGAUUUAGCUGUAACUCACGUCAAUGUGCACUUGCUUACAUUUAAAAUGCUAUAGAUUACAUGAGUGGCUAAUAAAAAUUUAUAAUGAUCAAGCAAACAUAUGGAUAUGACAGAAAAGAAUUUGUGAUUCACGACAUUUUUAUCUUUUACUUAAUAGAUUUUUAUGGCUAAAAGGUAGAGGAAAUUGUAUAGUUACAAUUGUUAUAAAGGAGUAGAAACCAAAAAAAAACAUGUAUGAUUAGAGAUUUGUGAUCAUGAGUAUUUAGAAACAGAAAAUAAAAUGACUGUAAUCGUAAAACAGUUUUUUAAGUAGUAAAUGGAAAUUGCAAAGAAAUUUUGCGUUAUUAUCACUAAAUUUUAUAUUCUCAAAAAGAUUUAUAGAAACAUUAGAUUAAAACUCGUAUACAAUUAGUGAGUCGAAAUAUAAAAAAAACCUGCAACCUGAUCGACUUUUUAUCCGAAUAAAUAGUGCUUAAUCAAUUGACAUUAUCGUAUGACAAAAAGAACAAAGUUCUUGUGUGAAUAAGAAAGGACGAAUGCGUGAUUGUUUUUUUUUUGUUUUUUAUUAUUUCUUUUUACAUUGGUGAUCCUUUGAAAAUACCUCAGACGCAUCAAUAAAUGUGUUAUCAGAUACCAUAGCGUAAUUAUUGAUAAUACUAAAUAAUGUAUGCAAAUUAAUAUUUAAUCAUAACGCUCCUAGAAGAAAAAAAAUUAAAAAUUCAUAAUAAGACUAGUUGCGAUUUAUUACCUUCCUUGACUUAUGAUUGAUCUUCAUACAAAAAAUGUACAACUUAUGAUAUGACAAUCAUUUUUCUAUGACUUUUUAAAUUCUAAGCAAACUAUAACAAAGGCACAGGUAAAUAAUAAAAUUCUUUAUGGUAGUUGAUUGAUACAUUCAUGGUGGCCACUUCACUUGGAAACAAAAAUACAAUUUCUAUAAUUUUCUAUUUUGUCAAACGUUUUAUUAAAAUAGGUAGGCUAACAUUACGAUAUUUAUAUAAAAACAUAGAUUGCAAUAUAUUAGAUUAAAAUUUCAUUGCAAAAAAUUAAAUUAACAAAACAAUUAUUAUAAAAAUAUCGAAAUAAAAAAUAUGAUGAACAACAUAAUAAAGAAAAUAACUCUGAAGGAUGGUAAAUAAAAUGUUGAUCCAAAAUUGAGUGGUCACCAUAAAGAUAUAGUUAUAUUUUAUUACUAAAGAUUUCUACCUUGACAAUUAUUUGUAAGUAUUGAAAGGUAUCUCGUAUGUUAUACUUUGGUAUGAAAAGCACAUUUUAUUUCUGGAUUCAUUACCUACAUCAUUUGCUAUAUUUUCUAAAGUUCAUUCUAUUUUUGUUUGUUCAUUCACAUAUAAACACAAAACACUGAAAUAUUUGUUCAAUGCAACUAUUUAAAAAAGAGCGUACACAAUUUUAAGUAAAUUAGUUAAAAUAAAAACAUCUCAGAUGCCUUCAAGUGAAUGGUGUGGAUGGAGGUAUGAACACUUCUUAAUUCAGACUUUCUCAAAAACUGUCUUGUAUAUUGUGAUUUAUUUCUACUCUCAUUCUUUAAAGUUUCAGUUGCAAAGUUUUACUUAUUUUUGAAAUUUAAUAAUUGUUAUAUGUAAAAGUAAAUCAGAAAUUAUUUACAGAAAAUUUUGACUACAUCAAUUUCAAAUGAAUUCAGUUUAUUUCACAGGCAUCAAGCAAAAAUAUGUACAGGAAUGAAAUACAAUGAAAUUUACCAGCAAGCAGAUCACAUUACAUUAUAAUGUAAAGUACACAAAUAAGUGGCACAUCUAAAGAAUAGAACAGCUGAAAAUAAGCUUAGCAGAUACAAAAAAAUAUACGAAAUAUUCAAGUGUUAUGGAUUAUAGGCAUCCUUAAAAAAAUUUGCUAUGAAAUGAUGGGGAUGAAAAAAAAAAUUUCUUAAAAUGUUACAAAAGAUGCAUUUAUCAUUGAUUGGCAAACAUACAUUAUCAUAUAAUGAAACAGUUGCAAUCAAUUAUUUUAAAACAUAUUGAGAAAAAAAUCCAUUUAAUAGAACGUUCAAUGUAUAAUAUAAAGUAAUAAGUCAAGGAAUACAGAAUAUUUCAAAAAAUGAAACGGAAUGUUUUGAUAAAGCACAAAAUCAAAACUAUCAGGCAUUCAUUGAAAAAUCAUGUUGAGAAUUUCUAUUUCAAUGCCCGAUGUAUAAAUUCAUCUCAAGCGCUAAGUCAGUUGCAGGUGAGUAAAAUGAAAAAAUUCAGUACCUUCUAUAUGAAAAUAAACAACAAAAAGAGUUGCUUUGUAAAAUAAGGAUGAAGUAAUCACAAAACACUUUGUUACUUUACAAAGCAGAAAUGAAAAAAUAAAAAUAUAUGCAUCACAUGAUUUUGUAGAAGUAAAGUUGGAAAACGUCAAUCAUCCAUUAGCGUGCGUUACUAAGUGAAAUAGGUCAAAUUUUAAAACAAUAGGCUUGCUAAAAAAUGACUUUACAUGUUUUUACAAAAUUUGAAAAAGAAAAACUGAUAAAGCGUAGGAGUGGUUUGAAAUGUAAUUGAAUUUUCUAGUACUAUAAUUCCAGAAACAAAGCUAAUCAGACUAUUGAAUAUUAAAAAAUUAAUAAAAAUAAGAAAUAUUUGGAAAAAAUAAUGAAAAAUUUACGUAAUUAUAUUCGUAGUCUGAGCUUGAAGUUUUUAUUUUUGUAAAUCCCUAUAUAAUGGAUACAUUCAUUUUUAUAUGUAAC
Messenger RNA from Phymastichus coffea, 4987 nucleotides. RefSeq lists its product as uncharacterized. The coding region runs from base 141 to 1142 and encodes 333 amino acids. The transcript has 8 exons. NCBI's taxonomy places the organism in Eukaryota, Metazoa, Arthropoda, Insecta, Hymenoptera, Eulophidae. The record is from RefSeq and is a predicted model, not a curated record.